This is a messenger RNA of Laccaria bicolor S238N-H82, 354 nucleotides long. RefSeq lists its product as uncharacterized. The record is from RefSeq and is a predicted model, not a curated record. The transcript has 3 exons. NCBI's taxonomy places the organism in Eukaryota, Fungi, Basidiomycota, Agaricomycetes, Agaricales, Hydnangiaceae. Bases 1 to 354 code for a protein of 117 amino acids.
AUGAUCUCCGCUGCCUCGGCUCAAAUUGAAACUGUUGGAGGUCAACACCUAACAACUACCAUCGUCAAGGACGGCAAAAAGAUAAUCGUUCCGGAUUACGCAAAGGUCCAAGGAAUAUUUAUUGGUGCAGUUGCCGCAUUCGUCGUCUUCAUCACUAUCAUCGGACCCGAGUACGAUUCCUAUUCCAUUGUUCUGUCUGUCUGUUUACCACGCUACAGGAAACACGGGUCGGACUUUGAGCAGCCGGCUUUUGAGAGAGGUGGUGUAAGGGAAGAAUCUUUGAGAGCCCCGAAACACGUCAUCAGUUUGAAUACCGACGAUGAUAUCGAACUCGAGAAGGCAAGGGCAUAUUAA